Mytilus trossulus (common blue mussel) is the source of this 2647-nucleotide messenger RNA. RefSeq lists its product as uncharacterized. Lineage: Eukaryota; Metazoa; Mollusca; Bivalvia; Mytilida; Mytilidae. The record is from RefSeq and is a predicted model, not a curated record. The transcript is spliced from 9 exons. The coding region runs from base 29 to 2647 and encodes 872 amino acids.
AUAAAACAAGCGUUCAAUAUUAAUUAAUAUGUUUGCAUUCAUAUAUUAUUUUACAGCAAUGUUUACUUCGACGAUCGAUACACAGCAUUGUACCGAAGGUAACCAACUUGAAAUGACGUGCUCCAUUCAUACAGCUAACAUUGAAGUCAAAUGGUACAAAAAGGGAAGUGAACUACAUAAGUCUAGCAACAUUUUGAUUACCAGCAGAGGUAAUCAGCAUACAUUAACAAUCGUAGAAACAACAGCCACAGAUUCUGGAACAUACUGUGUUAAGGCAGAAAACGUGGAAAUGGAAUUUUCAAUCAAAGUGAAAGCUAUAUUCAAACGACGUUUAAUAGAUAUAACAACCAUGGAAGGCAUAGAUAUAAAACUUGAGUGUGAAACAGUGGAAGAAAACUGUCAUGCCCUAUGGUUUAAGGAUGAUGAGAAAAUAGAUUUACUAGCGAGGAUGACAAUAGAAAGGAAACAAGAAUGUUUACAUACCCUAUCCUUAGCACCAACGAGUGUUCGAGACAGUGGGACAUAUAGCAUUAAGAUUAAUGGGGCUACGAGUAUCGGAAAUGUAAACGUUAAAGAAAUGCCAGAAACAAUAAAACGUAUGUCAAUUCAAGACAGAGAGGAGUUUCUGAAGGCAGCAAAGUCUGGUAUAACGAAACGGCAUACUAUCAGAAUUAUGAUUGUGGGUGAAAAAUCAGUUGGAAAAACAUGCUUAUUAAGACGAUUGAUGGAUGAACAGAUAGAUGAUGUUGAAAGCACUGAUGGGAUCAAUAUUGAAAGGCGGAAAUGUCAAAUUGACAUAGAGACUGGAAAGUGGCAUUUCCGUACAACCGGUCAAAAUCAUCAUGGAUCUCCUGAUCAUAUGGAGCAAUUUGCAAACUGUGGAUUUUGGGAUUUUGCUGGACAGAGGGAAUUCUAUGCAACACAUCAAACCUUUCUAAGUUCAAAUGCUGUUUACCUGUUGGUUGUAGAUAUAUCUAAAGAUUUUACAAAUAAAACAUUUGAUAACAUGAUAGAAAAAGAAUUCGAUAGUAAUGGAGAAUAUAUUGACUUCUGGUUAGAUAACAUACACUGUUAUAGCAGAGACGAUACGACCACAUCAGUACACAAUAAAGAAAAUACCUUACUAAAUCCACCUGUUAUAAUAGUGGGUACUGGGAUCGACAAAGUUUCUGAGGUAGAGAAACAGAAGAUGGAAUUUGAGCGUAAUGUGAGCAAAAUCCUUUCUGGACAUGAAAAACGGAGGCAUCUUCGAAAAAUACAUUAUGUAUCAAAUACGCUUCCAUCUGAUGAUAAACAAGAAUUUAAAAGUCUGCGGGAAGAUAUCGUUCGUCAUGCUAAGGCCUUAACAACUUGGGGAGAUAAUCUUCCAACUCGUUGGGUAGUUCUUGAAAAAGAAAUUGACACGAAGUCACCGGAACAUGUUAUUUCGUAUACUGAUGCUAAAAAUUUAGCAAUGAAUUGUUCUUUCCAUGAUGACAGUCAGAUGACCUUAGAACUAGACUCUUUCCUAAAGUUUGAACAUGAUAUUGGAAAUCUCAUAUUUUUUGAGGAUGUGAGAAAUUUCAUUGUAUUAGAUCCUAAAUGGUUAAUGGAUACAUUUAGAUGUUUUGUUUCACAUCAGUAUACAAAUGAAUCUAUUGGUAUGCCAGAAUGGGAUGACCUUGAACGUACAGGCAAAUUGUCAGAUAAAUUAAUUAAAAAAUUAUUAGAAAAAGUUCCGGAAUUGAACUCACCAGAACGUAAACAAUUUGUUCUACAAAUCAUGGAAAAGUUUGAUAUCAUUGUGAGACCGAUAAAUAAUUACGCAAGAAACGACUUUUAUAUGCCUUGCAUGAUUAAGGCGGGGCCAUUACACAACAUUAUAGGAAAAUCGGAAUCUGAAGAUGGAAGAAAAAGCUCAUGGUUUUGUCUAAAGUUUAAUUUUUUACCACCAUCAUAUUUCAAUCAUAUUUUAGUAAGUUUUGUAAAACGCAAAGAACUGUUGGUUGAAAAAAAUAGACGGUUGCGCAUAUAUCGCAACAUUGGAGAAUUUCAACUCAACACAUCUGGUAGCCAAACACUUGUUAUUUGUCUCUCAAAAAAUGCAGUCGCUAUGCAAGUUAAACAGUUGAAUUGUAGCGAAGAUAUUUGUUUCAGUGACGUUAAAAAUGUUCUGUUAGACCUUGUUGAUUCAAUUAAAAAACGAUAUGGUAUAAAUAUAACAUAUACAAUCCAAUUUAAAUGUGCAAAUGGAAUUUACAAUAGUAAGAGAAUUGAUUUAGAGACUUUAAUGGAAACUGGUGAAUAUCUCUGUAAAGAACACGAAACAAUGCAUACAAGCAAGGAAAUAUACAGCAGCUGGUUUACAGAAGAAGAGAUUGAUUUAGAAAGCAAAAACCAAAGCCAAAGAAGAUUUAUUGAUCCGAGUAUGACAAAUCUGAGACGUCUUACCAUAGAUAAUGAUGGGAAUGUGCUAGUGCUAUGUGAAAAGGAAGGUGAUUGUUUGGGAUAUGUUGUCAAGGUAGAUUCUAAUGGCAAGAAAAGUGAAGUAGUAAUUUCAAAUAUUAACACGUCAUUAGAUGAACCUCUUAUCUGUUACGAUCCCUCAACAAAUUCAGAAGUUAUUGGAGUGCAUGAUACAGUUUACAUUUAUAAGAGAAAAGCAUAG